This is a messenger RNA of Triticum aestivum (bread wheat), 1554 nucleotides long. RefSeq names its product isoprene synthase, chloroplastic-like. The transcript has a single exon. Bases 124 to 1554 code for a protein of 476 amino acids. The record is from RefSeq and is a predicted model, not a curated record. Gene Ontology annotation, molecular function: magnesium ion binding; terpene synthase activity. NCBI's taxonomy places the organism in Eukaryota, Viridiplantae, Streptophyta, Magnoliopsida, Poales, Poaceae. Gene Ontology annotation, biological process: terpenoid biosynthetic process.
UAGAACGUCACGCAGACUGUAAAACCGGUGUGACCAUCUCCAAAUCGUUGUAGAUAUGUUAAAAGUUUGAGUAGAUCAUAUUACAUAAUAAUUGUAAAAAAAAACUCGUUUUUGUUUGUAGAUAUGUUGAGUGCAUUCAGGGAUGAGAAUGGUGAUUUCAAAGCUGCAAACCCCAAGGACAUUGAUGCUUUUGUUGCACUCCACGAAGCUUCCUACCUGGCCUUCCCAGGAGAGCCCAUGCUGGACGAAGCAAGAUCAUUCGCCGUCAAGAAACUCGAAGAACUGAUGCCGUCCAUGUCGAUCUCCAUGGGGCCUGCUAGCCAAACGGAAAGACAAGGAGACCUCCCGUUGCACUGGAAAGUUCCCCGGCUGCAGGCGACAUGGUCGCUGAAACAACACCGCUACAACGACGAGCGCUCGAUCGAUCAUUCCAUCCUGCAGCUCGCUGCGGUCGACUUCAACCUCGUGCAGGCCGUCCAUGGAGCAGAGCUCGUGGAAGUCACCAAAUGGUGGAAGGAGACCGGGUUGGGCGAGAAGCUACCGUUCGCGAGGGACCGUCUGGUGGAGUGCUUCUUCUGCGCGACCUGCAUCGCACCCGAGCCCUGUCUCGCGGGCUGUCGCGAGCUGCUGGCCAAGGUGGGCUCCCUUAUCGUCCACCUCGACGACGUCUACGACCUCUACGGCACGUUCGACGAGCUGGCUGCCUUCACAGAUGCUGUCGGCAGCUGGGAUGACGAUGCUUUGUCGACGGCACUGCCGGAGUACAUGAAGGCGAUGUACUCAGCCAUCCGGUUGACGUCGACGGAGGCAGCGGAUCGGGUGAUGAAGGAGCAAGGAAGAUACGACGUGCUCCCGCUCUACAAGAAAGCAGUAAGACAAGAGGAGAUAGAUCCAUUGAUUUUCUUCUUCUUUCGUUUGGGAUAUACCUUUGAGGAUCGAUGGAUUAACAUGCAUGUGGAUGCAUGCAUGCAGUGGCAUGAGCUGUGUAAGGCAUUCCUCAUAGAAGCCAAGUGGCAGCACGAGGGGCAGAUGCCAUGCUUGGAGGAGUACCUUGAGAACGGGUGGGUCACGUCCACGGGGCCUCUGCUGCUGCUCCACGCUUUCACCAUGCUCCAGCAGCAAGAGCAGAUUGAUUCAUGGCUGCGCAAUCACGACGACGGCGACGACAUGGUGUACCCCAAGCUGGUUGAGCUAUGUUCCAUGAUCUUCCGGCUCUGCAACGACUGCGCGACCCACGAGGCCGAGUCGGAGCGGGGUGAGGCGGCGUCGGUCAUCACCUGCCGCAUGGGCGGUGGCGCGAGUAAGGAAGAGGCCCGGGCUGCGGUGGCGGACGCCAUUGCCGAGACUUGGAAGAAGGUGAACAGGGAGGUCGCCUUGAGCAGCAGCACCGGGACCGGGAGCACGGCCAGCCUCGUCUGCGUCAACCUGGCGAGGACCAUUCAAUGCAUCUAUCAAGACGGCGACGGCAUCACCUCGCCCAAGGACAGCCGGAAACAACUCGUCAAGGACAUGCUUUUCACGCCUGUUGAUCUAGAUAUUUUUGGCGCACACUAG